GUACAGUAGCUCUGAGUACAUUUCUGCACUCAACACAGCGAGUUCAGGCGGGCAGUGAGCUGAAGCGGGCAGGAUGGCUAAAAGUGAUGGACAUGCUUAUUUCAGGAGAUCAAGUCUGUUCUGGAUAGUAACUGUAACGCUGUCGAUGAGUUACUAUACAUGGGUGGUCUUCUGGCCACAUCAGGUACCAUAUGAUAGUCUGGGUCCGCUUGGUGCUCUUUCAAAGCAUCUCGUGAAUGAACAUUACAGCAUCAUGUACAAGGGAUGGUGGUGUGCUUGGGCCAUCCACAGCUUUGAAGCCUUGGUAGCACUGAAAGUAUGCAGUGAUAAAGGCAUUGACAGCCUGUCCACUCGUCUCCUGUGGUUCGCUCAGACAGUAUUGUUUGGCUUUGCUUCUCUGGGUUUGCUUCUCAAAUACAAGCCUGACCGCCGUGCCAAACAGCAAUGAGUAGCUGCAGACACAGAUUACUAUGAACAGAAACUGCGUUUUUCAGUGAGGGAGGCAAGACUAGGUAGAUCUUUUUAACAAAACACUUCUACAUAUUCACACAGAGCAGAAUCACAUUCCACAACAGAUUAUGCUGAUGUGCAAUUACAUUUACAUUUAGCAGGUGCUGUUAUACAAAACUAUCACAAGUGACCUCUGUGAAAUAGGACUACACACCCCAAUAACACUACCUCUCAUAUGGCUGUAGCUGCUAAGAGGGACCUUUUCUAUACAUUUCACUAGAGAAAGCCUUAAUGACCCAACCUGAAUUGCUGCAACACAAAGGCCAAUUUUAGUACUCCAUUAACAAAGGCUUUUAAAUAAUUCUAUGGUUGUCAUUCAGAAUGGUUUGAUGUGAAAUGGUUUAUUGUAGAGAAAUUCACCAACUUAGAUUUCUUUACAGUGGUGGUGAUAGCAACCACCAGUCAACCUUGCAGUGAAAUGUUUUAAUAUGUAAAAAAUAGUGGUAAAUCUGAGGUUCAAACAGGUUUUUUAGGGGGCUAUUUUGCCUUACAAUGCACUGUGUAUGCCUCUCUGCCAUGAAUGGCUUUUAAAAAUGUGUCUUUGGCCAAAACUUUGUCUUAAAACUAUUGUAAAACAAUGUCUCAGGCAUCAGGCAGCAUGUUUCUAAUCAUUUCUUGUAAUACAUUUCUGUAAAGUAGCUUUUGGAGGCAUCAAAUGCUCAAACAAUUCUGAUUUGGCAAGUUUUUCUCAAACGAAGCAUUUCAUGCCAAACCAUUCUGAAUGGCUUUGUUUACAAAUUAGCCAUCCAACUAUGCAUACAUUUUGAUAAAUCAUUUGAAUUCCCCUUCUAAAGACAAUUUGCAUUAUUGUCCAUUAUGGGAGAAGCCUUAGCAGUAGCAACUCAUAAUAUGCAGUUUUGCACAUGCUCUUCAGAAGCUGGAAUUUGAUUGUGUUUAACCCCUUACACUGCACCUUAUUAUUCAUUAAUCAUAAGACAUAUCAAGUACUAUGAAUUAUUCAUUGACUGCUAUGAAACUGGAAUGUAAGUUAUGUAGUAGUGAGAGUGAGGGAUUGAGGGAAAGUGUGGACCCCCAUACAGGCCCUUACUGUGUAAGAGGUUAUAAUCUAAGGCCGGAGAAUUAAUAUUAUGUGCCUCCUAGCCUAGUGUAUGGGGAACCUUUAAUAUUUCAGUAAGCUCUCAGUAGGACUUCUCCACUAAUGGACAACAGCUAUGGCUGCCAUUGUCAACAGCCAGAACUAGCCAUGAGCAGCUCAUCCAGUUAGAACACUGCUUCUGCAGCUCAAUGUCAAGGCCCAGUAGUCCUCCACACUGUCCGUGGGCAGGAACUGAUGAGAGUGAAACUGGACCUGUUCUCACUGAGUGAUGGGAUUUGGCAGUGUUUGUGUCAUUUGGGUGUCUGCCUGGUGAAGCUGACAGAGCUGGGCAGUUAGCAUUGUGUUCCAAGCAUAUUUCUGCUCAAAGAGGUUAUUUUGAAAAGGUACAGUGGCAAAAAUCACCAGCUACAAAAUAUGUAGAUAGACCUACAUCAACACAAUCAUGAUCACCUGUAGUGCUGUGAAAAAUGACCUGCCUUACAUCUGAUCAUCUGUUUUUUCACCCUGACUAUCAACUGGUCAACCCAGCUUAAUCAAAACCUACAUCUAAACCAUACAUGUCAGUCUGAACCACCAAAUAAUAAAGAUCUAAUGCUGAUAUCAUUAACAGAAUUUGUAAAAGAAAGUGAUUGAACACCUAGUUCCCUCCUGCCCCCCCCCCUAUACUCAGUAACUGGUUGCUCCACCAGCUUCUGCAAAGUAGGUUAAAUUUCUUUUGGCCAAGGCUGCUCCAAAUCUGAUUGUUCUAAAGGAUUCUAACAGCUGACCUUAAUUACCCCAUAACUGGAUUUGGGUCACCAGAGGAGGGAAUUACUUUUUCCAUACCUGAUGAUUGUGUGUUUAAUCACUGUGAAAAAAAAAAUGCAGAAAUGCAGAAAAUCAGUCAGGGCCUUAUCUUUUCACAGCACACGUCAUUGCAGAUAUCAGUUAUUUAUUUCAGUGCAGUGAAUACAGGAUUUCAGUGUUCAGAUUUUAUAAAUGAGUAAAACUAAACAGGCCUUGCAAAGAACAAUAUUUUUAAAAUAUAAUUUAACAGCAUUUUGAAUUGUUUAGCGCAGUAUCUCCAAACCCUGGUCCUGUAGGCUCACUGGCUUGUGCAUUUUAGUUUUUUCUCUGCUACAGGCACACCUGAUCUAAUCAGGGCUGGGCUUCCCAAAAGCAUCAUAUCACAAAGAUUCUUGUUAAAUGGUAGAGCGAGCAUUACUUUAAACACUCUCUCUACCAGUUAAGAUCAUCGUAAUACUACGAUGCCCUGCUCAUUAACAAUCCCUUACUGUGUUGAAGUGGCUGUGUUUAAAGCAGGGCGGUGUGCCUACAUGACCAGGGUUGGGAUGCUGAUGCAGUGCCUUUAAACAUUUUAUGAGGGAACAACACAGAAUAGACAGAAUUCUUUGUGAAAUUUUAGGAGAAAUGAACAGUUUUAUGGUAUUGCCUUACCUGCAAUGAUUUUUGAAUUUUGUUUUAACUGUUCCAUUAAUCACAACUCACAUGUUGUCAUAGGUGAAGGGGUUUAAUUUUCUUUUUUUGAAAAAUAAAGCAGUGAUUUAA
Colossoma macropomum (tambaqui) is the source of this 3115-nucleotide messenger RNA. RefSeq names its product transmembrane protein 254 (gene tmem254). The coding region runs from base 74 to 448 and encodes 124 amino acids. NCBI's taxonomy places the organism in Eukaryota, Metazoa, Chordata, Actinopteri, Characiformes, Serrasalmidae. The transcript has 4 exons. The record is from RefSeq and is a predicted model, not a curated record.